Myxocyprinus asiaticus (Chinese sucker) is the source of this 3127-nucleotide messenger RNA. RefSeq names its product UPF0489 protein C5orf22 homolog. The coding region runs from base 273 to 1448 and encodes 391 amino acids. The transcript is spliced from 9 exons. NCBI's taxonomy places the organism in Eukaryota, Metazoa, Chordata, Actinopteri, Cypriniformes, Catostomidae. The record is from RefSeq and is a predicted model, not a curated record.
GGGAAAUCUUUCAAAUAUGUCUCCUUUGCUUUUCUAACUUUGAAGUGAGACAGGAACUAUUAACUACUCCUUUGAAAAAAUGAAGACACCCCCUCAGAAACGCGUUUAUCUUAAGUUGCCCGUGUGGAUUGUGGAGGAUCAUCAUGAUGUUGUGCGACACAUAUAUCGUGCCAUUGGUUCUAAACAUAUUCCAAUGAAGGAUAUUAAGAUGAUCCAUUUGGACUCCCACCCUGACCUCCUUAUCCCUGUCAAUAUGCCUGCUGAUACUGUGUAUGAUAAAGAGACUCUGCUCAGUACAUGGACACGUUAUGCAUCAACUAACCCCUUGCAGCGAGCUGAGUAUUGAGAAUUGGAUUAUGCCAAUGGUGUAUGCUGGACACAUAUCCCACGUUGCCUGGCUGCAUCCGUACUGGGCUCAGCAGAUCAAAGAAGGGGAGCACACUAUGUGCGUGGGGAGAGAUUCAUCCACCACCACCAUCAGGGUCACAAGCACAGAUGAUUACUUUUUGAGUGAUGCCCUUUAUGUUCCACUGGAUCAACUGGAAAACCCGAAAGAAUUAAAUUUAAACGUCAUUAGAGUGGAUCCAAUCCACAUUUCUCAGAAAAGGGAUUGUGAAAAUGGAGAAAGCAGUGCUAAAAUACCCAAAGAUGCUCCUGGAAGAACUGAAGAUCAAGAAGGUGAUGAACAGUCGAAAUUGGACAUGCCCUGCACUUCCUCUUGUCAACCACGUGAUGGCAGCACUGCAACAGGAAAAAGCAGUGGCAUAGUCAUGAAAGCAGAUGAGGGGUCAACGAGCUAUAUUACAAACAAGCUUUUAUCAGUUAUAGAGCACACUGACCCUUUCAUACUUGACAUUGACCUGGAUUUUUUCUCCUGUACGAACCCUUUCAAGGAGAUGUAUACUCAGGAAGAGUAUGCUCUCCUGCAAGAGUUAUACAGCUUUAGCAGGCCAAAGCAGGAUCCAGAUGAGGAGGAGCUCUCAGAUUGCGUAGUGAGACGCACCCACCAGCUUGAAGACUUGGAGGCUGCAUUUGCUGACCUGGUAGAGGAUGACAGCCAGGAAACUAUAGAUCGUUUAGCAGCAAACCCCGGAAUGAAAUCUCUCGCCAGACUUGUACACAGCUUAAAGAAUCGAACUGAAUCACCAGACUAUGAAAUGGUGCAUCAGGCAGGCUUAACCUGUGAUUACUCUGAGCUCCCUCACCACAUCAGCACUGAGGAGGAGAUCCAGCAAAUGAUCACGGCUGUGCAGCUCUUCCUGGAAGCCCUGCCCAAACCCACCAUAGUCACUAUAUCCAGGUCCAGUUUGGAUGAGUAUUGCCCAGGUGAACAAGUGGACUCCAUUCAGAACAGUGUGCUGAACAUUUUAGAGUGCCUCUUUGGCUCCUUGGAUAUCCACAGAGAGUAUGAAUCAAUACCAGCAGAGAGCACAUCUCAGACCACAUGAGGAGAUGGGUUAAAAUUCAGCAGGAGCUGUGACAUGUUCUUUGCCAACAUCUGCUUUCAGACAGUUGAAGUUGCGAGGCUUUUAAAGCAGUGCUGAGAUUUAUUGCUCUUGGUUAUUGUCUGCAUUAAGAGUGUGUGUAACAAUGAGCUUUCUAUGGAUAGAUGUGCAAAGAAAGGGGAGUGAGUUUCAGGCUGGGUUAUGGGUUUUUAAUUUAAAGCAUUAGUUCACUCAGAAAUAAAAAUUCUGUUAUCCUUUACCCACCUUCUUUUUUCGAAAACCCGCAUUAUUUCUUUAUUUCAUGGAUCAAAAAUUUAGAUAUUUAUAGAAGAACAUCCAAGCUGCUCUUUUCCAUACAAUGAAAGUGAAUAGUUAUGUCAACUGUAAAGCAAGAUUUUCAGUAAAUAAUGACUUAAAUGAGCUUUUUUUGGUGCUGUUUUGUUCUUUUUGGUGCUUGACAGACCCUGGUCACCAUCCAUAGUUAUUGUAAGGAAGAGAGAAGCUUGAAUAUUCUGCUGAACUAUUUUUAUGUUCCACAAAAGAAAGAUAAUCAUAUAGGUUUGGAACAGCAUUAGGGUGAGUAAGUGAUGACAGAAUUAUCAUUUUUGGGUGAUCUGUUCCUUUAAGAUUGUUUUCUUUUAUUUGUUUCAAGUGCAUUCAUUCGAGACAUCAGAUCCUGUCACUGUAGGAGUAAGCAUAGAAUGAAACAUGGUGUUUUCAGUGUGGUUGUUUUUAUUUUCUCAGUAAAGUAAACAACCUGAGAUCUUCAUAUGAAUUCUGUGCCACAGCCAUUCAUACCUUGUGUUUCAUACUUCAGUUUGACGGUUUUAUGUAUGAGUUUAGAAUUGGAGGGACAUUGAUUCUAAGAGAGCACAUUUCUCCCCCUCCUGUGUGGCCCUCUUCAGCCUCAACUGUCUUUGUCUGAAGCCUGAAGCAGUUACCAGUUCAUCUGAGCUUUGUACUUGCCACCUCUCUUCUUAUCGCUCCACACCUGCAGACUUCUAGACUGCCCUGAAUAUGCCUGACCUGACUUUAAAUUUCCCAGGGUGAUGAACAACUCUUGUAAGGCCUAUUGUCUUUGUCUUUUUUCUGUUUACUCUCAGUAUGAGUUUUAUACUGUGGAAUUUGUUUUGUUUUCCCGCUGUUACUGAUUCUUCUAUUUUAUGGUGUUUACAUUGUUGUGAGUUGUGAUUUAUCACACAAAUACAUUUCUUACAUUUACACAGGAAGAAGUGCAGGAUAGCAGCUUGACAGUGUAUUCAGGCUAAGCAUGUGGUGUUACAUAAACUCGCAAUCAAGGGUUCUACAAAGCUAUAAAGAAUUCAAAUGAUUACAUCACACCAGCACUAUGGAUACCAAGGAUGUAAGAGGAGAUGCUGGUUCCAGGCACUACUACUGGUCAAUUAAACAGCACUGGCUGAUCAGUUGCCCAACUAAUCAGUAGCGACAGUGGCUCUAAAAUGGUAAUAAGAGGGCUGCUGGUCUAAAUCCUGUGUAAAAGAGAUAUUUGCACUGCCAUGCUGCCAUCGAGAGGACAGCAUCCCUAACACUGCCCUACCUGUUCAAAACACCCUCUUCAAUAAUGACUAAAAUGAAGUAAAUGAAAUCUUUGUCAUGCACUGGCCCAUUUGGAUUUGUGUAUAAUGUGUUCCUAAUAAAUCAUUUUUAAUGCAUACCUGAAA